AUGGACUUCUCACAACUUUCCCCUGCCGAAGCCUCCGCCAUGGAGCAAAUUGUCGCCCGCAAACAGAUGCGCGAUUUCACAAAGCUCUAUUCUGGCCUAGUAGAGCGCUGCUUUGGCUCUUGCGUCGAUGACUUUACCUCGCGUGCCCUGACUACGAGGGAAGAAGAGUGUGUGGACAAAUGCACGAUGAAAUUUCUAAAGCACAGCGAGAGGGUGGGAGCAAGGUUUCAGGAGGAGAAUGCAAAGAUGAUGGCUCAGCAGCAGGCAAAGUAA
Molecule: messenger RNA, 273 nt
Organism: Microstroma glucosiphilum
Lineage: Eukaryota; Fungi; Basidiomycota; Exobasidiomycetes; Microstromatales; Microstromataceae
Product: putative TIM9-translocase of the mitochondrial inner membrane
Exons: 3
Coding region: 1-273 (90 amino acids)
Source: RefSeq, a predicted model, not a curated record